GAAUUUCAACGAGUGUCCAAACAAAAAAGUCUUUGUGCAUGUAUGACUGCUGUAGGAGCUGUGACUGCAGUGUGCGAGGUGUCCCGUCGUAUCCAGGACAAUGCCCGGUGCCAUGAGAACCACCUGCAGCUUUGCCGGGUGCAGAAACUGCUGAAAGGGCGAAAGACGAAGGUGUUGGCCACAGGGAGGUGGUACAUCCGUGAAGGCUGGCUGAAGAUAGUCCCUCCAAAAGGUUCGGAAGCGAAGCCCAAGAUGUUCUUCCUCUUCUCUGACAUGUUGCUGGAGGCCAAACGUUGUAGUCCACUGCAUCCCAACAAUGGAGACAAGUUUGCUGGCCAGCACGCCUACCCACUGCAGGACUGCAAUGUAGAGAAGGUGUUUGGCCACACCAGGAGCCAGGGAGGCCUGCUCAGUCUUACCUUCCCUAAAGCUAAACUCCUACUGAUGUCCAGCAACCAGGAGGAUCUCAAUGACUGGUAUCAAAGCCUGAGCUCAGCAGUCAGGAAGCUUCAGUCUAACCAGACAGUCGUCCAUCAAAGAGAUGAGUUGUAUCGCAGACCUCCUCACGCUGCCACCGAUGACCACGACAUGCUAAGCAACAAUCCUAGCAGGAAGAGAAACAUGAUGAGCGCUGAGACCAGUGAGCAUCCUCAGAACCGUCCAGCUGAACACCAGUGCAGCCCCCUCAAGAGGAUGAAGCAGUGUGACGCUCCAGAGCAGAGCAGAGCAGAGACAUCUUCUUCCAGCUGCACCAUCCUCUGAUGGAUUUCUUCAGAUGAAACUGAACUCAGCCCAAGAUGAAUGUGGAGGCUGCAUGCUUUAACGCCAGGCUGAUUGUGUUACUCAGCUUUUCCAAAUAUGUCGCACAUGCAGCUGUAUGUCUGUGCUAAUAACACCUUUAUUAUUCACUGUGCCUUUUUAACAUGAAGUCAGAGGAGGUUUGUAUUCUUACUGACAGCAGCUUCAUGUGCAAUAUAAACUAUAAUCUUCUUAAGCUGCUCAGCACAUAUCUGAAGAGUGUUUCACUGUGAGCAGUAGUUCUCUCCUUACAGUACAGUGCAAUUAUGAGUUCAUUUCUACAGUUCCUUUUGUGUGUCAUGCUGCAUGGAUGCUGCUUUCUAAUCUUCUGUAAAAGUACAAAGAUUCUGUUUGGAUGGGAGUUGAAAUAAGGGAUGCAUACAGUACAUGGGGAAAGUGAACACCUAUUGUGGCAGGUAAAAUGCAUAGGAAAGCAGUGUGAAAGCAGCAUCUGUAAAGCUUUUCACUCUCCAAGUGUCAAUAGCAAGCAGGGAUGAUUCUGGUCUUCACUGACUGAAGGAAGCAGAAACUGUUGUUGUCAGAUCUAAGUGCUCAUCACGGAUGAAACUCCAAAACAGCCAAUGUUAAAUGGGUGUAUAUUGUAAACCAGGGGUGUCAAACAUACGGCCUGCGGGCCAAAACCGGCCCACCAGAGGGUCCAACCCGGCCCACAGAAUGACUUUGCGAAGUGUAAAACUUACAAGUACAAUUAAACUUUAAAAAAUUUCUGGGCCUUGAUUUAGUAUUUUACUUUAUGAUCAUAAAGUAAAACACUACAUUGAGAACUACGAUGAGUUUGACACCCCUGAUGUAAACAAUAUAAAACAAACAAUAUAAUAUCAAACAAUAUAAUGUUUCAUCAUGAAAAUAUCUAGAGUGCAAAGUGUAAAUGAACCAAAAAUUUGUGAAUAGCUUUCUUUUUUUUGGGGGGGGGAACAGGGUGAAUAUGAAAGUGUUUUCUAUGGUAGUUUUUUAUUGAAUGGCUGUAAGUCUUUCUAGAAGCUUGUUUUUUUUACACAAAUGCCUUCUGCACCACCUUCCAGCCAAUAAUUGGUGGUGAUGGAGUAACAUGUCUUCAGUGUUUAAUUAUUUUAGAAUUUGUUGGUUCAAUAAUGCAUGCAUGCAUGUCUGUGUUUCUUUACAUGAGUAUGUGUUUGAUAAUUAAUACUGACGAUAAUCACACAGAUCAGAGCAACAAUUGUCCAGUUGUGCUUUCAAGCAGCCCAUUGUCUGUCUGAUAACUGAUCAUGACUCACUCCUUACAGUCUUAGAAUGUCUGUUUUGAUUGAUGGCCUGAUUGCCAAUUAUACACUUGUUAUUCUGGUGAUUAAUGAUGAUGAACUGAAUGAGUGCAUUUGCUGAGCUGCAGUGGAUUCUAGAGAAGGUAAUCUGCUGUAGAGUUCUAUGAAUGACAUGCAUCCAGGCAAGGAAGCCUGGUUAUGAUGUUCUGUAUGCUAUCUGUCUUGUGUUUGUUUUAUUACAUAAUAUUGACCCUCCUUCGUUUUACAUUUUAAUCAUAGCCUUAAUCAACAAAUUAAUAAAUAUUAGCCUCUCCAUUG
Messenger RNA from Amphiprion ocellaris (clown anemonefish), 2357 nucleotides. RefSeq names its product rho guanine nucleotide exchange factor 39-like. NCBI's taxonomy places the organism in Eukaryota, Metazoa, Chordata, Actinopteri, Pomacentridae. The record is from RefSeq and is a predicted model, not a curated record. The coding region runs from base 43 to 762 and encodes 239 amino acids. Gene Ontology annotation, cellular component: plasma membrane. Gene Ontology annotation, biological process: positive regulation of cell migration. The transcript is spliced from 6 exons.